CGCACGAAACCUCUCGUGGCCCGCUUGCCGGGCCCUACCUCAAGUCAUCCUCAAGCCUUGCGCUUCCUGAUUCAAUCGUCAUUCCACCCCGGAUCGAGACUGCGACGAGCCGUAUCGUCAUGUCCUCGGUUCUGAAGUCGUCGUGCUGGCCGUGGUACCGUGCGCUCUGUAUAUCCGUGACCACGGGCAGAGCCGGGACGCUACGUCGUGCGCCGUGCUCGCAUAGCCUCAGCACACUUCACAUAGGCACCACUGGCAACACCUCGGAGCUCAAGCUAGGGCUUGGCUCUGUCGAGAGCGCGGGUCCGCCCAUGGUAGGACCAUCCGCCCUGCUUGGACCAGCGCACGAUCCGUUUGCUUGGCACGACCCGAUGGAGAGCGCGACUCAGUCUGUGCUAUCUGAUUUCGAUGGCACCUCUCCGUGGCUCACAGACAGCACCUGGGGGACCACUAACAACACAGAUUGGCUGAGACAGCCAUCAUGCUGCUCGACGAGCCACGUCGACUCAGUUGCCUGGGCUGGCGCCCCACCGUCUGGAUCCCGGUCUCAUCCGCCAAUACCCAUCCUCUCUGAGGGUUCAGCGCUUGAGGGCUUCACGCGUCGACAGCGCAAACCGCGCCAGGAUCCCUACGCUCGCGCAGGACAGCAUUCAUCGCCCUCUGCCGCCUUGUCUUCUCCCGGCUCGUCGACAUCGGCGUCGACACCGCUUUACGCACCCUCUCCCUCUCUGUCUCCCGCUGCACCCGGCCACCUACCAACGCUCCGAUUAACAUUUUCCAGGGCACGAAACGCCCAGUUUAGUCUCUCCCGGGACGACAUUGACCGGAUCCUGGGAGAGCCGAAACCUCCCGCAACAACGUGCCAGUGUUGCGGGAAGCGCGUCGCUCAUGGGGGUCUCGAGCGGCACCUCGAAACCCACACCUCGGAUGACAGAGAGGACCUCGUCCAUUGCAUUGGAACACCUCCCGAACUGCAGCCUUUGGACGGAGUGCAGCGCGAGAGGUACCUGCACAAGACGACAGGCAAGCUGUUCGUGGGGAAUUAUGGCAUUGGCUUCAGCGAGCGCGGCGCGUACUUGCGUCAACUACGACAGGGGACGUGUCUGCCCAGAGCACACACUGGCACUCGGGCAAGUCAUCGGCGGAAGUCGGCUUGGGCCACGGAGGGGCACUUACACCACCCGAUGCGGACCAUGGGCAACUCGACCCCGAUAGCAUUUCUAUACGCGGGGCAAGGGUAGCUUCGACAGCGACAAUAUCUGCAGAGUCAUCUUCCGCUCAGUCAUGACGCGCAGAGCGAGCACAACAGCAGGAAUCGCGCACAAACGAACAGUCGCACAUCAUGUCUACACUCGGCUUCGGUUGUUGAGUACCGGCUCGUUGGGACGGCACCGUCACGUCGGCUUGAUUUCAAAAGCAAGCGGCGGGCUGCG
Messenger RNA from Rhodofomes roseus, 1433 nucleotides. RefSeq lists its product as uncharacterized. Bases 120 to 1241 code for a protein of 373 amino acids. The record is from RefSeq and is a predicted model, not a curated record. NCBI's taxonomy places the organism in Eukaryota, Fungi, Basidiomycota, Agaricomycetes, Polyporales, Fomitopsidaceae. The transcript has 3 exons.